Messenger RNA from Cucumis sativus (cucumber), 667 nucleotides. RefSeq lists its product as uncharacterized. The record is from RefSeq and is a predicted model, not a curated record. Bases 149 to 427 code for a protein of 92 amino acids. The transcript has 3 exons. NCBI's taxonomy places the organism in Eukaryota, Viridiplantae, Streptophyta, Magnoliopsida, Cucurbitales, Cucurbitaceae.
CUUUCAAAAGUGAAAACAGUUGGAAGCCAUUUUCGAUCAUAUAAUCCUUCGUUUCUCUUUCUAGAGCUGUGUGUUUGGGACGACUUGCUGUCGUUAAAGAAGAUUGAAGAAAAGCUAAGAAGGAAUUGUAGUAGUAAUAAUAACAAUAAUGGGAAGUAUUGAUAGAAAAUCGUCCAUUGAAAAUGAGCCAAGAACUCUCAAAAUGCAUCAAAUCCAAUUUGCAAGAGAAGCAGCACUUUAUGUAAUGAACACAGCAACAAUAGAAGAAGCGAUGAAGAUUUUCACAGAGGGAUUACAACCAGUGGAAUGUAAAGCAAUUAUGGAAGAUAAAGAUUCAAUAGUGAAAAAUUGGUACCAUGAUGAAGAGAUUGAUGAGUCGUUACAACCUUUUUAUCAACUUAGAGACAUUGUCUCUGCCCCUUUUUAAUUUUUCUUUUUCUUUUGAUGAAAAUACACACACAUGUAAAGGUUUCUGUCUUCAUUCUUUUAGUUGAAAGGAGCAAGUCUUAAUUUCCAUCCAUUCAUCCUUUUUUAAAAAAAAAAGAAAGAAAGAACAAUGGUUCAACUUUUUGUAAUGUUUUAAUAGUAAUGUAAAUAAUUAAGGAGCUUUCAAUUGUUGUUAUUGGUGGAAAUUUUAAAUUAAUAAAUAGUUUACACAAUUUGAAUA